AAUAAACUUGUUAGCAAAAAAUAAUCAAUCUUGCAAUUCAAUGAAUAAUAUUCUUAUAAAUAAGUUGUUCCAAUUUUCAUUAUGGCUCCUAUUGAUAAUGUUCUUCUCUACUACAAUUACCUCAGGUUGCUCGGCAACAGCAUCAUCAUGGCUCCUCCGGCAUAAAAUCCGACAUCAAUUACAGGAUACUUAUAGCUCCUCCACCGCAAUGAAAGCUACUACACGUAAAGAUUUGGAAAUCUUAUACUAUCCUCAAACAAUAGAUCAUUUCAAUUAUCAACCAGAAAGUUAUAUGACAUUUAAACAAAAGUACAUGAUUUAUUCCAAGUAUUGGGGAGGAGCAAAGGCGAAUUCGCCUAUAUUUGUGUAUCUUGGAGAUGAGCAAGCAAUGCCCGAUAAUCAAAUUGAUGGGUUAAUUCUUCCAGACUUUGCAGCUAAACUUAAGGCUCUUGUGGUUAUUAUUGAGCAUCGAUUUUAUGGAGUGUCAAAACCAUUUGGAAUGUCAAUGGAGGAAAUCAUUAAAAAUGCAACCGUUCGCGGGUAUUUCAAUUCUGCUCAGGCUAUAGCUGAUUAUGCUGAAGUUAUUUUGGAUAUCAAGAAAAGAUUAAAUGCACAUUAUUCACCGGUUAUUGUUUUUGGAGGUUCUUAUGGUGGAAUGCUUGCUUCAUGGUUCCGACUCAAAUAUCCCCAUAUUGCUCUUGGAGCUCUAGCAUCCUCAGCUCCUGUGCUAUAUUUUGAUGACAUAAUUUCGCCUGAUCGUGGCUACUUCUUCGUCGUCACUAAGGAUUUCAAAGAAGCCAGUAAGAGUUGCUAUAAAACCAUCCAAAAAUCGUGGGCCGAAAUCGACAAAAUUGGAUCAAACCCAAAUGGGCUCUCUUACCUUAGUAGACUAUUCAAUACUUGUAUGCAAUUGCAGGAUACAAAGACAUUGAAGGAUUACUUGGAGAAUAUAUAUGAAGUAGUAGCGCAGUAUAGUAACAUGAAGAAAAGCCCUUCCAUUAUUUGCAAAGGAAUAGAUCAUCAAGGAAAGAAUGGGAAGAAUGACAUACUUGGUCGUAUUUAUCAAGGCGUUGUUGCUUAUCUAAAUGGAACUCAACAUAAUUGUACCAAUACUAAUUACUUUCAGCAAUCUUUAGGUGAAACUGGUGUUGGAUACACGUGGCAGACAUGUAGCGAGAUGGUGAUGCCGAUAGCUCCGGGUACGAGCAAAAGGUCUAUGUUUCCUCCUCAAGCUUUCAAUUUGCAAGACUUCAUGCAAAGUUGUAAGAGCAACUACAAUGUUAUGCCUCGUCCAAAUUGGAUAACAACUUACUACGGUGGACAUGAUAUGAAACUGGUCAUUGAAAGAUUUGGGUCUAACAUUAUUUUCUCUAACGGACUCAAAGAUCCUUACAGCAGUGCAGGGGUGUUGCACAACUUAAAUAACAACAUUGUUGCUCUUUACACAACAGAAGGAUCACACUGCAUGGACAUAGUUACAGCCAAAGAAGAUGAUCCUAAAUGGUUGGUAGACCAACGAAAAAGAGAAAUUGAGAUCAUUACUGGGUGGAUCCAAAAAUACCAAGAGGAUCUUAAUGGUAGCGCUUUUGGGCAGAAGCAGGGUAAGCGAUUGAACAAGACCCCAAAUUUUAGGGAUUCUCAAAACUCAGAUAUAGUUUAAUUAGCUUUCCAAACAUAUGGUAAAACAAAGUUGGAGUUAAGAUGUUGUUGUGUAAUAUGCCUUGUAACAAUUGCUUUCUUUUUUAUUUUGGCGAUCUAUAUAUCACAUUAAAUGACAGUUGGAAGCCAUCUGGCUGUCUCAUUCCUUUUUA
This is a messenger RNA of Spinacia oleracea (spinach), 1811 nucleotides long. RefSeq lists its product as uncharacterized. Lineage: Eukaryota; Viridiplantae; Streptophyta; Magnoliopsida; Caryophyllales; Amaranthaceae. Gene Ontology annotation, biological process: proteolysis. The transcript has 9 exons. The coding region runs from base 41 to 1660 and encodes 539 amino acids. The record is from RefSeq and is a predicted model, not a curated record. Gene Ontology annotation, molecular function: serine-type exopeptidase activity; dipeptidyl-peptidase activity.